CAUUAGGAAACUGGGCGCAACCAAGGGAGCGAGAGUGAGUGCAGGGCAAAGAGUGAGGGAGGAGAGAGAGAGAGAGAGAGAGAAGGAAGGAAGGAAGGAAAAAAUUGCAUACAGUCUAGGUUAGCAUUCAGGAGAUUUUUGGGCACUGAAUACACUGGGAGUAUUUCUUUCUUUCUCUUUCUUUCUUCCCCAUAUUUCUCUCAUUGCAAGCACCAGUUACAGACUCUACUCUUACCCUCCAGCUCCUCUCCUCCGCCAUGACCCGCCCCGCCACCAUCUCACUUGGACUUCUGCUCCUCCUCAUUGGCUACACAGCAGCAGGACCUGAGUCUGAGCUCCAACCCAGAGCUGUCCGGUCGAGUGCCUGUCAGGGCCACAGUACUCUUCAUGACAGACUGGAUGUAGUGGAGAAGCAUGUAGAGGACACAGUCCAGAAGCUGGAGGCUGAGCUGGCUGGGAUACUAGAAGCCAUAGAGGCCCCUGAGUGGAGCCCCCUGCUGGAAACUGCUGGAAAACCUGUGGUGGACAUCCUGGAUGGCCAGGGACUGGGAGAAGGUGGGGACUCCUGAGAGAGGAGAGCAGAGAUCUCUGUUGAGGGGCUAUGUUACUUCACUCUGCCCUGAUGAGAGUGCACCUGGCAAGGACAGACAAUGAAAGACACUUUAAUGUACAACCUUUGUUUUUCUGGAGUUGGAAGUGUACACAAACUGUAUAAAACAAGCCCUUUAAUGAGUAAACACAGGCUUAGUAUGUAUUCUGUGCAACAGUUGAUAGAUCACGACACUAAUGCUUACUUGUCUGCAUAAUACACUCCUCUAAUCCUCA
This is a messenger RNA of Salvelinus fontinalis (brook trout), 825 nucleotides long. Its product is annotated as placenta-specific protein 9-like. The transcript has 3 exons. The record is from RefSeq and is a predicted model, not a curated record. NCBI's taxonomy places the organism in Eukaryota, Metazoa, Chordata, Actinopteri, Salmoniformes, Salmonidae. The coding region runs from base 258 to 569 and encodes 103 amino acids.